Molecule: messenger RNA, 630 nt
Organism: Polyodon spathula (Mississippi paddlefish)
Lineage: Eukaryota; Metazoa; Chordata; Actinopteri; Acipenseriformes; Polyodontidae
Product: type-4 ice-structuring protein LS-12-like
Exons: 3
Coding region: 60-485 (141 amino acids)
Biological process (GO): lipoprotein metabolic process; lipid transport
Cellular component (GO): extracellular region
Molecular function (GO): lipid binding
Source: RefSeq, a predicted model, not a curated record
AGUCUAAUCUUUUUUUUUUUUCUUGAAUUAGUCUCCAGCUUCCACAGCAUUCUGCAGCCAUGAAGUUUUCCGUUGUAGCUGUUCUGGCUUUUGCCAUGGUAGCCCUGCACGGCAGCGAGACCGGCGCGGCGGUGGUGAAGAGGGAGGUCCCUGCUGAACUGGAAUCCCUCAGCAAGUAUUUCACAGAGCUCUCCUCUCUGCUCUCCAGCACCACCCAGGAACUGGUGCAGAAACUGCAAGCCCAGGAGCUGAACACCAAGGCCCAAGCCUACCUGGAAGACAGCCGAGCCCAGUUGAAGCCCCUGGCCGACAGCGUCCAGGCUCAGCUGAAGCCCCUGAGUGACAGUAUCCAGGCUCAGCUGAAGCCCCUGAGUGACAGUGUCCAGGCUCAGCUGAAGCCCCUGGCUGACAGCAUGCAGGUGCAAAUCCUGGAGCUCUGGAACAAAGUCCUGGACUCUGCCAAGGCUCUGCCCGCCUCCAAGUAAUAACCCCACCCCCUCCCCCACAGCCACCAUCCCCUGAGGAAGCCACUACCUCCGAGCCUGCUUUUAAUAAGAAAUUGCCUUUACCUGAAUUAACUAUGGAAUUGCUUCCAUGUUUUCUGUAAUAAAAACUUUUUUGAUUCUUUAA